Lates calcarifer (barramundi perch) is the source of this 1157-nucleotide messenger RNA. Its product is annotated as high choriolytic enzyme 1-like. The coding region runs from base 275 to 1051 and encodes 258 amino acids. The record is from RefSeq and is a predicted model, not a curated record. Gene Ontology annotation, molecular function: metalloendopeptidase activity; zinc ion binding. The transcript has a single exon. Lineage: Eukaryota; Metazoa; Chordata; Actinopteri; Centropomidae. Gene Ontology annotation, biological process: proteolysis.
UCAAAAAUAUCCCACUUAGUAAAGCCCUGUUUAUCCAUCUACUGAUCAGAGAUAAUAAACCAUGUUGAAACAGUAGGUUUGUCUGUGGAGUCCUCCCUUCAGAGGUUUAUUUAGGCCUUACAGUGUGGACCCCAUCCCAUAAUCCUCCUGCAGACACACCUGUAGAGGAGGGUAUAAAGACCCUGGCCUGCACUCAGACAAACAUCAGGCUUCAAGGAGUCUCUCCACAGCAGCUCCCCACAGAAGCACCAUAGCCUCCAGACUGACCCUGAAGAUGACUCUCUCUGCCAGCCUGCUGCUGCUGCUCCUGCUCGGCCUCUCUCAGGCUCAUCCUCUCCAGGAGGAAGGAGUCGAAGAAGACACCGUCGACAUCACCACAAGGAUUCUUACUUCCAACAAUGCCACCAAUGAGAUCCUGCUGGAAGGAGAUCUGCUAGCUCCCAGAACCAGAAACGCCAUGAUGUGCUGGUCCCAGAGCUGCCUGUGGAAAAAAGCCUCCAAUGGAUAUGUGAUGAUCCCCUUCACCAUGAGCAAUGAGUUCACCGGCUGGGAGAAGCAGAAGAUCGACAAUGCCAUGAAGUCCUUCCACAGCAGUACCUGCAUCCGCUUCGUCCCCCGUCAGAACGAGUACGACUACAUCAGCAUCGAGAACAGAGGCGGAUGUUUCUCUGCUCUGGGCAGAGAGGGAGGCAGACAGGUGCUGUCUCUCAACAGACAGGGCUGCCUCUACCACGGCAUCAUCCAGCACGAGAUCAACCACGCUCUGGGCUUCCAGCACGAGCAGACCAGGAGUGACCGCGACUACUACGUCAAGAUCAACUGGGAGAACAUCGACCCACAGAUGGCCUACAACUUCUACAGGCAGUCUACCAACAACCUCAACACUCCCUACGACUACUCCUCCAUCAUGCACUAUGGAAGAACAGCCUUCUCCAUCCAGUACGGAAUGGAAACCAUCACCCCCAUCCCAGAUCCCAACGUCCAGAUCGGCCAGAGGCAGGGCAUGUCCUACUGGGACAUCAGGAGGAUCAACACACUCUACGGCUGCUAACUACAAUGCUGAUGCCAAAUGUCACAAAUUCACACCAUGUUUAUGUUUGAUUUUCUGGAAUUAAUUAAGAGCAGAAGCACAACAGAUUAUAUGACCUCCAACAUAU